Molecule: messenger RNA, 1460 nt
Organism: Aspergillus aculeatus ATCC 16872
Lineage: Eukaryota; Fungi; Ascomycota; Eurotiomycetes; Eurotiales; Aspergillaceae
Product: putative U-box domain protein
Exons: 3
Coding region: 428-1282 (284 amino acids)
Biological process (GO): protein polyubiquitination; protein quality control for misfolded or incompletely synthesized proteins; proteasome-mediated ubiquitin-dependent protein catabolic process
Cellular component (GO): cytoplasm
Molecular function (GO): ubiquitin protein ligase activity; protein-folding chaperone binding
Source: RefSeq, a predicted model, not a curated record
CGAAGUGCUUUGCUUUCUUACCGUGAGACAUACUGACUGAGCCUACUCCGGUCGCGUGUCUUGCCAUCCAAGCACACCCCCCUUUUUGGCCUCCUUUCCAACACAAUCGCGCUGCAUACAUGAGGUGAAAGCAUUUCCCGAACUUCUACCGCCAUUCUACUGUAUCGCAGGACCGCAUUAGCUCCGCACCGAGCAGUGGAUCAUUACUGGACUGGGCCCCACCAGAAACCGAUCGCUCCGCUCAAUUACUCAUUCACGGGCACCAACACAAAAAAAAGGGACGAAAAACUCUCACAGACAGGUUGUUGAGGCCUCGCAUCAAGCACCUUUCUGCUGACGAACCCCGACGCUCUCGGAUAUCUCCUUCUGUUUUCGCACCCAGAAUCCUCAGACCCCUGUGUACGGCGGGCACGGUAGCACCACAACAAUGGCCUUCGAACUCAAAGAUAAGGGCAAUCAGCUCUACAAGGCGGGCGACUAUGCCGGUGCGGAGGAGAUGUUUUCUCAAGCUAUCCAAAAGAACCCGAAAGAGCCUACGUUCUUCUCCAACCGGUCGAUCACCCGCAUGAAGCUCGAGAACUGGGCCGGCGUCGAGCAGGACGCGCGCGCCGCGAUCGACUUGUACGGCGCGAAGAACCCCGCCAGCCUGAAGAGUCGCUACUAUCUGGCGCAGGCCCUGUUGGAGCUGCAACGGCCGCAGGAGGCGCACGAGGUCGCGACGGAGGCAUACCAGGCGAGCCUGGCGGCCAAGAAUGUGCAGUCGGAGAAUCUGUCCAAGACGGUCCUGCGCGCGAAGCAGCAGCUGUGGGCAGCGAAGGAGGCGGCCCGCGUGCGGGAGAUGAACGGCACUCUGGCGAGUGUGGAACGGUUGAUCGAGGCGGACCUGCAGCGAGCACUGGAGGACCUCCGGGGACAGUUGGACCGCGGGGAGAUCGGCCAGAUCGGUUUCUCGGAGGACCAGAAGGCGCUCCGGGAGGAUACGGAGAAGACGCUACAGGUGUUGCGGGAGACGUUUGCCAUUGCGUCGAAGGGAGAGGUUCAGGAACGGGUUGUACCCGAUUACCUCAUCGACCCGAUCACAUUCGAGAUCAUGCACGAUCCGGUGAUUACCCCGUCCGGGACCAGCUUCGAGCGUGUUGCGAUCACCAAGUACGUGGAACAGUCCAAGGUCGACCCGAUCACGCGCGUACCCAUGACAGCGGAUGACCUCCGGCCCAACUAUGCGUUAAAGGGGGUGUGUGAGGAGUUUUUGGAGAAGAACGGCUGGGCGGUUGACUGGUAGAUCUUGAACUGUACUUCGAAAUUUUGAGUCUUUUUUGAGCGCAGUUGGUCAAGUUACAAAUUGGUUGGGCGUUGGUGGAUGGAUCAGAUGCUAGAGUUGUCAUUCUGUUUUUCCCUUUCUGUGUUCAUAUUCCGGUGUUAAUUUAUCAUCCCUAGAUGCACAUAGGCAUAAAGCUGUC